Molecule: messenger RNA, 1080 nt
Organism: Eucalyptus grandis
Lineage: Eukaryota; Viridiplantae; Streptophyta; Magnoliopsida; Myrtales; Myrtaceae
Product: F-box/kelch-repeat protein At1g57790
Exons: 1
Coding region: 1-1080 (359 amino acids)
Molecular function (GO): protein binding
Source: RefSeq, a predicted model, not a curated record
AUGUCAAAUCUUACUAAGUUUACGUCGGACUGGAGGAAUUUGCCCCCAGAUCUAAUAAGGUGUGUUGCAGAACGGCUAGAUGCGAAGGAGUUUGUAAUCUUAAGGUCAGUGUGCCCUUCGUGGCAGUCCGCUGUUGAGGGUGAAUACAAUGCCAAAACAAGAGUCCCUUGGUUAAUAAGUUUCUCAGAAUCGGAAUAUCUGUUCUGGAGCAUGUCCAGAGUGGAAGUCCACAGAGCACGCUUGCCGAGCAGGGUGGGGCACUUGUGCUACCAAGGAUGGAUGACAAUUGCACAGGAGGCAGAGGGCCCAGGACUCAAAUUGUUCAAUCCGAUUUCGCGCAUCAUCAUCGAACUCCCUGGCCCGGAGAUGCUCCGUCGUGUCCAUAAGGUCGCCCUAUCUUCGAGCCCUUCUGUGUCUGACAACUCUGUAGUUAUGGUCCACGUUCAGCCGGACACGUUCGCAUUCUAUCAUCCGAGAAAAAGGGCAUGGACAACACGGACAUAUCUCCCUCAGUCUCAGAUCAUGGAUCUGAUACAUUACAAGGGCCGAUUUGUAGCCUUGGACGAAAAAUGUCGGGUAAUCACUUUCGACCCAAAGAAUAAAUAUAAACCCCAGGAAAACCGAGUAGUCCUUGAGAAGUUUGAGGGAUGGCCGACAUUUUAUCUCGUGGAAUGCUCUGGCUCGUUGUUGUUUGUGGUUCGGCAAAAGCACAGUUCGUUUGACCCGGUCUCGAGUACUAGAUUCCAAGUUUGCAAGGUCGAUUUGGACGGGGGGACUUGGACGAAGGCAGAAAGGUUGGGGAGCGCAUCCAUCUUCUUGUCGUACGAGUGCUCGUUCUCAGUGGAGUUAAAAGCAAAGUCUCGCCUUCCUGGGAUCAGGGCAAACCACAUAUACUUCACGGAUUUUUUCGGCCUCUGGGAUCACAAGAUACUCUCCUAUAGCAUGGAAGAUGGAACAAUUAAGACACACCCGGAAUUGAUGCCCAUGCUAGCAGGUACCACCCCGCGGUGGAUUCAGCCCAGUCUUUGUACAAAUAGCCUUGGUCGUGUGAACAUUGGGAUGCAUCUUAUCAAUAAUUGA